Phytophthora infestans T30-4 is the source of this 705-nucleotide messenger RNA. RefSeq names its product maleylacetoacetate isomerase. Gene Ontology annotation, molecular function: maleylacetoacetate isomerase activity; glutathione transferase activity. The transcript is spliced from 3 exons. Gene Ontology annotation, biological process: glutathione metabolic process; L-phenylalanine catabolic process. Lineage: Eukaryota; Oomycota; Peronosporomycetes; Peronosporales; Peronosporaceae. The record is from RefSeq and is a predicted model, not a curated record. Gene Ontology annotation, cellular component: cytoplasm. Bases 1 to 705 code for a protein of 234 amino acids.
AUGGCUAAGCUCGAGUUGUUCAGCUACUGGCAAAGUAGUUGCUCCUGGCGCGUUCGGAUUGCCCUCGCAUGGAAAGGAAUCCAGUACGAGUACUAUCCAGUACAUCUGCGUGGGGUGGAUGGUGGGGAACAAAGGCAAAACGCGUUCCGAAUUCUGAAUCCCAACCAGCGCGUUCCUGUGGUGCUCAUGGAUGGGCGUGUAAUUGCCCAGUCCGGUGCUAUCCUCGAGUAUUUGGAAGAGGCUUACUCGGCGAAGCCAUUGCUGUCGAGUGACUUGUUUGAGCGCGCCCAAGUGCGUAAUUUGGCUGGCAUCAUUAGUUGCGACACCCAGCCGGCUCAGAGCAUGGGCUUGUCUGCCAAGGUGAGGUGUCAGUUGAGAAAUCUAGUCGCAGACUUACAGUCACCGGCCAGCGAGGAGGAGCGCCAAGCGCUCGUAGUGGCUUGGAACAAGCACUGGAUCGAGCGUGGCCUACGUGCCGUGGAGGAAGAUUUGACACGCUGCGCUGGCCGUUACUGCGUGGGUGACGAAGUGAGCUUGGCGGACGUGUAUCUGCUGCCGCAGGUGCACAACGCGCGCGCAUGCAACGUGAUCCUGGCCGAGUAUCCGACGAUCUCACGUAUCGUGGGCGAGCUGGAGCAGCUGCCGGCGUUCGUGAGUUCUCGUCCAGACAAGCAGCCGGACGCCAUCACCGAAGUGGACAUGUGA